Rhodotorula toruloides NP11 is the source of this 2718-nucleotide messenger RNA. RefSeq names its product molybdenum cofactor sulfurase. The transcript has 6 exons. Bases 1 to 2718 code for a protein of 905 amino acids. The record is from RefSeq and is a predicted model, not a curated record. Gene Ontology annotation, molecular function: pyridoxal phosphate binding; catalytic activity; molybdenum ion binding. NCBI's taxonomy places the organism in Eukaryota, Fungi, Basidiomycota, Microbotryomycetes, Sporidiobolales, Sporidiobolaceae.
AUGCAGCGCAAGAGGGAACGCUGGCUUGCCGCCUCCAUCGACUCGCGCGACUACGGAUGGGGAGAUGCGGCAGCAUUCGAGCGUAUGCGGGGCAGCGAGUAUGCGGCAUUGAAGGACACCGUCUAUCUCGACUAUGCCGCCUCGCCUCCCAUCCCAAAGACCCCGCUCGACAGCUUCACCAGCUCCUUGCAGUCCAAUCUCUUUAGCAAUCCACACUCGGCGUCGACUUCGGGUGUCGCUACCUCACUCGCCAUCGACCGCACCCGGACUCGAGUCCUGACAGACCUCUUCGGCGUGUCGCCUGAGCGAGUCGGCGAGUGGGACGUCGUGUUCACGCAUGGCGGAGCGACGCAGGGGAUCAAGAUGGUUAGCGAGGCGUGGGAUUGGCGGAGUGAGGGAGACUUGCGAGGGAGGAACGGUCUCGAGUAUCUUGUCGAGAGCCACACGAGCCUCGUCGGCCUCCGCGGCAUCUCCCUUGCCCGCUCAUCCCCCGUUCGCUCUCACCGCACGCCGUCUUCCCUCCUCCAUUCCGCCCGCUCGUCCCGCUCCCUAUCUUUCGACCCGCCAAACGGCACUCCAAUACUCUACACCUACCCCGCGCAGUGCAACGCGACCGGCGCACGACUAGGACUCGGCUUCUGCGCGCAGAUCAAGCGUGAGAAUCCCGAGGCCAAGGUCCUUGUCGACGCUGCGGCUUACUCCUCGACUAGUGUACUCAAUCUGGGAGCGUGUGAAGAGGGCGAGGAGCCGGACUUUAUCGUUGCGAGCGUGUACAAGAUCUUCGGUUUUCCGACGUCGCUCGGUCUGCUCAUCGUGCGCCGCUGCUCUGCGCAUCUCCUCACCAACUCGCCAUACUUUGGCGGCGGCACCGUCUCCUCCCUCUCACUCUCCUCGCCCUUCUCGCACUCAUCGCGCUACACGUCGCCAUCGCCGUCCCUUCCCACCUUCCCGCCCACUCUCUCGCCGCAACCUGCUCUCUCUUCAUCCUCUUCAAUCCACGAAAUUCUCGAAGCCGGCACCCCGCCCUUCCUCGAGAUCAUCGCUCUCUCGCACGCGCUCGACUGGCUGGCGUCAAUCACGAACGGCCGAGGACUAGAAGCGGUGGGGAAGCAUGUCGCGUGGUUGAGGGGGGUGUUGGUGAGCGAGUUGGAGGGGUUGAGGCAUGAGGGUGGAGAGAAGGUGUUGUUUGAGCAUCGGGCGUUCCAGGAAGAGGCUGCGAAGGGUGGAAUGGAGGAGACGGAGGCUGUCCACCUCGAGGCGCCAGGACCUAUUGUCGGCUUUUCGCUCCUCCUCCCUCCCUCAUCCGCAUCGGCCGAUCCCAACGCCGACAUCACCGACUACCGCACUCACGUCGUCGGCCACGUCCACCUCUCUCGCCUUGCGCUUCUCAACUCCAUCGCGCUCCGUUCCGGCGGCCUCUGCAACACCGGCGUCUGGACGCGUGUCUGGGACCUCUCCGACGCGGACCUCGCUGCGCUCGAGGCGAAGGGUAGGAAGUGCUGGGAUGAGGAGGAGUUUGCGCCGUUCGAGCCGUACAAACCACUCGGGAUCGCGAGGGUCUCGCUUGGGCUCGCUUCGACGCUCGACGACGUACUCAAGUUUGUCGAGUUCGUCAGGAAAUUCUUCGUCGUCAACGAACAGGUCGUCGCGCUGGAAAAGAUGUUGGCGUUCGAGGAGAAGACGAAUGGCAAGAGGGUGCGACGGGCUAUGCUGAAGGAAGUCAUGAUCUAUCCAAUCAAAUCCUGCGCCGCUCAAUCGCUCCCGCCCGCGACUCCCUGGCCCUUGACGCCCUCCGGCCUUCUCUACGACCGCGAGCUGAUGCUCGUUUCUACCUCGACCGGCCGCGCUCUCUCGCAGAAGCGGUAUUCGCGCAUGGCGCUCAUCCGCCCCGCCGUCGACCGCGAGAAGGGCAUGCUCGUCGUUGAAGCGCCGGGAAUGGAGCCGCUUGUCCUGCCGCUGCCAGAGCUCGACGACGACGCGGUCUACUGUGGCCUCGACACGCCUCCGCUGAGCGAGGACGGCCAUUCACUCGACGCAGACAGCCGGCUACGACCCCACGACAACCCUCGACCGACGACUUUGUGCGGUUCAGCCGUCUCUUCCGUCCGCGUUUCUUCCGUCGCCGACGCCUGGUUCACCCGCUUCCUCAACGCCCCAUCGACAUCGUCGUCGUCCACGACGGGCCCAGGUCCCGUCGAGCUCCGCCGUCUCCCACCAGGCUCGUCCCGCCACGCCCACUUCGACUCUUCCGGCCCGCCUCUUCCCAUCCGCCUUUCGAACGAAUCGCCCUUCCUCCUCGUUACGAGCGAGAGCCUGAGGGCUGUGAACGAGUGGAUCGAGCGAGACAGUGGGACGAAGCAGGAGAAGGAGGUCAAGGCUGCGGCGUUCAGGCCGAACGUCGUUGUCGAGGGCGACGAUGCCGAGUUGCCGCCGUUCUGGGAGGACGAGGUCGACGAGCUGAGGGUUGGUGGCGAGGUCUUUGCGACGCUCGGACGGUGCAGGAGGUGCUUGAUGGUCGCGGUCGACCAGACAACGGGUCAGCGCACCGCCGAACCAUUACAGACGCUCUCCCGCUACCGCAAAUCCGCCUCAUCCGGACGCGUCGAGUUUGGCGUCCACUGCAUGUGGCGUGAGGAGCUGAGCAGGGGAGAGAUGGCGUGUACCAUCAGCGUCGGAGAUGAGGUUGUCCUUGCGGUUGAAGGAAGAGAGGUGUUGUAG